Musca domestica (house fly) is the source of this 2172-nucleotide messenger RNA. It is a transcript of the gene ChLD3, whose product is annotated as chitin deacetylase 1. Gene Ontology annotation, biological process: carbohydrate metabolic process. The record is from RefSeq and is a predicted model, not a curated record. Gene Ontology annotation, cellular component: extracellular region. Bases 225 to 2024 code for a protein of 599 amino acids. Gene Ontology annotation, molecular function: chitin binding; protein binding. Lineage: Eukaryota; Metazoa; Arthropoda; Insecta; Diptera; Muscidae. The transcript has 5 exons.
CCUCAAAUAGAGCAUUUGCUGCUCAACGAUUCGAACAAUAAACUUAAACGGAACAACGGUCGUAACGGUAAAAGUGUGUGUAAUUCUGUGGUCCAAGUGCAUAUUCGUUUUGGAAAAGCCUCCCAACCUCUUCUAUCAAAUAAGAAAGUUAACAACAACAAUAAAAACAGUUGUGUUGGGCUUAAGUGAAUAAUUAAUGGGAAAAUAAAACCACAACAACAACAAUGUCGCUCAGUUUGAAAAAUCCUGAAAAUCUGGAUACGACGACAGUCAAGGUCGGUUGUCUUUAUUUUGGUCUGUUUUCCGGUGGCCACCAAAACGGUCAUUAUGAUGAACAUCGUCGUCGUCGUAAUGUUGUUUGUAAAAGUUUCACGAGCCCGGUAUUGCCGCCAACCGCCGUAAUUAGACAACGACCACAUCGGGGGCACAAAAGUUGUUGGUUCAGUUCAAUUGCUAUUGAACUGUUUCUGGUCGUAUUAAUUGUGAUGAUGAUUGUAAGCGGAAUAGAUGCACGAAAUGCAACGCAAAGAAGUCUUGAAUAUAAAGUCGAAUGCUUGGAGGAUAUAGUGCGAUUUUAUCGAGAUCCCAAUCGGCCUGUACACAAAAUCUGGACUAGCUCAGAGUGUUCAAAAUAUUAUUUGUGUUUGGAGGGAGAAGUAUUCAAUUUUAAAUGUUCCGAGGGAUUGUUGUUCGAUGUGGUUAGGCAAAUAUGUGAUUUCAAACAAAAUGUGGAUAAUUGUGAUAUAACAGCGGAAACACCCGUGCCAAAACCUCUGCUUGACGAAGCCGAUUGCCAAGAUAAUCAAUGGGCCUGCGGUGAUGGCACUUGCCUACCCUCGGAAUAUUUCUGUGAUGGCUCUGUCGACUGUCCCGAUGAAUCCGAUGAGGGUUGGUGUGAUGCUGAUAAUGAUCCAAAUGCUGCAGAAUCAUGUGAUCCGAAAAAUUGCCACUUGCCCGAUUGUCAUUGUUCGAAAGAUGGUACAAUAAUUCCGGGUCGCCUUGAGGCACAUAUGGUGCCACAAAUGAUAUUGUUGACAUUCGAUGAUGCGGUAAAUUUUGAAAAUUGGGAUUUGUUUUCAAAGGUGCUGUUUAAAGGUCAACGACGCAAUCCCAAUGGCUGUCCAAUCAGGGCCACCUUCUUUGUAUCACAUCCAUUUACCAACUAUCAGUAUAUACAGAAGUUGUGGAAUGAUGGUCAUGAAAUUGCCGUUCAUUCAGUAACGCAUCGUGGUCCCGAAAUGUUUUGGUCCCACAAUGCAACCAUUGAAGACUGGUUCGAUGAGAUGGUGGGCCAGGCGAACAUAUUGAAUCGUUUUGCCAGUGUUCGCAUGGAAGAGAUUCGUGGCAUGAGAGUACCCUUUCUGCGUGUUGGAUGGAAUCGACAAUUCUUAAUGAUGAAAGAAUUUGGUUUUGUCUAUGACUCUUCAAUGGUGGCUCCAUUUUCUAAUCCACCCUUAUGGCCGUAUACAAUGGAUUAUAAAAUGCCACACAAUUGUAUUGGUAACAAACAGAAUUGUCCGUCACGUAGUUAUCCAGGCAUAUGGGAAAUGGUCAUCAAUCAAUUGGAAGUUGGUGAAUACACAUGUACAAUGGUGGACAGCUGUCCACCUCAUUUGUCGGGUGAUGAUAUCUAUCGCAUGCUGACACAUAAUUUCAAACGACAUUAUCUUUCAAAUCGUGCACCUUUGGGUUUAUACUUCCAUGCCAAUUGGUUUAAGAAAACUGAAUAUUUAAAUGCAUUUAUGAAAUUCUUAGAUGAUUUACAAAAACUACCCGAUGUUUAUUUCGUUACCAAUCAACAAGCCAUACAAUGGAUGCGUACGCCAACAUCCAGCAAUAUGCUACAUCAAUUCGAGCCAUGGUCAUGCAAACCAAAACACUUGGAACCAAGUGAAAAAGUAUGCAAUCUACCCAACAUGUGUAAACUGAGAAGUAGGGUAUUGCAACAGGAUCGUUAUCUAUACACAUGUAAAGAGUGUCCACCACAAUAUCCGUGGAUACGCAAUGAAUUUGGUUUAGAUUAAAUAUUUAUGCCUACACGUAAAAUAUUAAAAUACAUCUAACUUAACCAUAGUUUUGUAAGGCCAUUAAAUAUCGUUAAAAAUAAUUAUUUAUUAACAUCUUAUUCCAUAUCUUUUUGUUAAAUAAAAAAAACUUAUUUAAAAUCCAAAA